AUGCUGGAGGACACAUCACUCGAAUCCCCUCGUCCGCGGGCCGAAUGCAGCAGUCAGAUGGAGCCGGGCGGGAAGACCGAGAUAGGAGCAUGGACGGCGAACGUAUCUUCUUGCUUAGAUAGAAGUAGCAAGCAUUACGUCCCCUCGUCCCCACCGAACCACUUGGAGCCUGCACAUAGCCAUGGAGAUGUGCACAAUGACACGACAGAUAGACCACAAUCCCCAGUCCGGAACCCCAACGAGCGCCAGAUUAACUCGGACCAGUCUGUACGACUGGAUACCGACCCCACUGAAGUCCAGGUGGCCGAUGAGGCCGCUGUUGAAGUCAAUGGGUCGGAGACAGAAUCCGCCCCGUGCGCCGAGCAGAUCACGUUGAAGGCAUUGUUAGAAAAGAUCCGGCAGGAAAAAGGGACUGACCAAGUGGAUAUACUCAGCGUGUGCUUCGGGGAGCCUGGUGUCGACCUCAAUGUACACAUUCAGGGCGACUUUACCGUGACCUUGUUGAUCUGA
Molecule: messenger RNA, 510 nt
Organism: Aspergillus oryzae RIB40
Lineage: Eukaryota; Fungi; Ascomycota; Eurotiomycetes; Eurotiales; Aspergillaceae
Exons: 2
Coding region: 1-510 (169 amino acids)
Source: RefSeq, a predicted model, not a curated record